AUGCGUACUACCCGGAACAAAACAAAAUGGCGGCCCGGUUGAGGAGUGCGUUUAGAAAUGUAAACCGGAUAAAUAACAUGUUUCUUCCUCAGUUUGAAAACCUGAAGCAGAGAAAACUUGGGAGGUCAGCUUACAAUGUGUUCGUCGAUUACAAGGCUGUGUUUAAGGAUUCUUAUCUGUAUGCAAAAGGGAAGCCACUACGUUCAGCGACAACAUUAGGUGUGCUUCUUGGACUGUACUACCUUUACCACGAAAAUUCUGACGCGAACUCGUACGAAGACGCUGUUUUGGAAUGCUCUAAUGAACUGCUACAGUUGAGCCAUCUGAUAAGGAAUCCCUCGUCGGACAAUUACGUGCAGAAACUAUUGAAAUAUCGUAAUCAGGAACGAAUAAGGAUUCAAAGUUUUGGAAUCUUGACACUUGUGUGGGUUUCCGAGUUUGGACCCAGUUGUGAUUUGUACGAGAAACACUGUGAAUACGUGCAGCCUAGGUGGCAGUCUUUCCCGCAGCGGGUGAUUGACGUUGGAAUUCUGGGACACUGGUACUUCCUGGAGAAGGCCAUGAUAGACUAUGACGUCAAUGAAGCUGAGCUGGCUGACUAUCCACCGGACACACAGUAAAUGGGAAACAAUUAACUAGUGCCUGACUUUGAUUUUCCAAGACAGAAGCUCCUUGAAUAAAAAUUGUAAUUGAAUUGAGGCAGUCUCAAAAUUGAAAUCACCCUACUCACUUGCAGGCUAUUGUUAUUAUUGCAGGCGGUACCUUUUAGGGUAUUGAGCUGAAAGAAGUUAGUGUCAG
Molecule: messenger RNA, 798 nt
Organism: Orbicella faveolata
Lineage: Eukaryota; Metazoa; Cnidaria; Anthozoa; Scleractinia; Merulinidae
Product: mitochondrial import inner membrane translocase subunit Tim29-like
Biological process (GO): protein insertion into mitochondrial inner membrane
Cellular component (GO): TIM22 mitochondrial import inner membrane insertion complex
Source: RefSeq, a predicted model, not a curated record